This is a messenger RNA of Argentina anserina (silverweed cinquefoil), 2843 nucleotides long. RefSeq names its product flowering time control protein FCA. Gene Ontology annotation, cellular component: ribonucleoprotein complex. The record is from RefSeq and is a predicted model, not a curated record. Gene Ontology annotation, molecular function: RNA binding; protein binding. NCBI's taxonomy places the organism in Eukaryota, Viridiplantae, Streptophyta, Magnoliopsida, Rosales, Rosaceae. Bases 1 to 2430 code for a protein of 809 amino acids. The transcript has 20 exons.
AUGCCGGAAUCAAUUCUAUUCCGGCGUUUACCUGCCAAGAGGAAUGAAAUUCGUGGUGGAGCCCAUCUCCAAAAUUGGAAUGAAUUCCGGAAGAGACAUGGAAUUGUAAUACCAAGAGGGGAGGUGGGAAUGGUUUCCCCAAACUCCGCCAAGCUGGAUAGGUACAGAGUCGACCGCUAUGGCCACACCAACGACGACGCCCCGGACUACCGUCGUCCCUCUCUCUUCUCCGACGCCCCCAUCAACCCCCAUAACUACCGCGGCGGUGGUCCUGGCCGUGGAGGCUUCGACAGUCCUCCUCGUCACUCUCCCGGUGGCUUCCAGCCACUAGGCCCCGCCGGUCCCGUUGGCGGAGGCUUCCGCCCGCCUCACCCCGAGCCUCCGCAGCUCUCCGGUCAGAAACGCGGCCAUCCUUUCUCCGCCCGCGGUGGCUCUCCAGAUCGUUUAGAUAGAGGAGGUUUUGCAAAGCUUUUCGUCGGAUCAGUUCCGAGGACAGCUACUGAGGCAGAGAUUCGCCCUUUGUUUGAAGAACAUGGAGAAGUGGUGGAGGUUGCGCUGAUCAAAGAUAAGAGAACAGGGCUGCAGCAAGGUUGCUGUUUUAUUAAGUAUGCAACCUCAGAAGAAGCUGAUAGAGCCAUUAGAGCUUUGCAUAAUCAACACACUCUUUCUGGGGGAGUAGGUCCUAUCCAAGUCAGAUAUGCUGAUGGGGAACGCGAACGCCUUGGUGCAGUUGAGUACAAGUUGUUUGUGGGCUCACUGAACAAACAAGCUACAGAAAAGGAAGUUGAGGAGAUUUUCUUACCGUAUGGUCAAGUUGAAGAUGUUUACCUCAUGCGUGAUGAACUGAAGCAGAGUCGUGGAUGUGGUUUUGUUAAGUAUUCCCAGCGCGAUAUGGCCUUGUCAGCAAUAAAUGGUCUAAAUGGGCGCUAUACUAUGAGAGGUUGUGAGCAACCACUAACUGUCCGCUUUGCUGAUCCUAAAAGGCCAAGGCCUGGAGAAUCAAGGGGUCCUGCUUUUGGAGGUCCAGGUUUUGGUCCUCGGUUUCAAAGCCCAGGGGCCAGACCGAUAACAAACUUCGGUGACCCUACAAGUGAUCAAAUUCCAACUAAUGCUUGGCAUCCAAUCAGUCCACCAAACAUGGAGCCAUCUCCCAAUCCUGGUAUUCGUGGCUUUGGGGCCCAUUUUCCUCCUAGGUCUGGAGACAUGGGACCCUUCAAUUUGGGCGGACAUGGCAGCUCUGUUGAUGGUCCACAUCCUGUGAUGGCAGUUUCAUCUCAAACAACACCACAGAGUCAUAACCAGUCGAUGCCACAUAUGGGUCAGCAGAUAUCCCCAUUACAGAAGCGUAAUCACUCACCUCAGCAUUUGCCACCUUCUCUUCAGCAGUACCCUCAAACACCAGCACCCUACGCACUCACACAAACUGCACGGCAGGUUGGUCAACCACAGCUUCCUCCUUCUGCUGGCCAAACACCAUUUAAUCAAGCUUUACCAUCACAAAGGGUACAUGGCUUGGGCGGACAGUUGUCAGUUUCUCAGCCUGAAGUUCAGCAGAAUGCUGCUUCUGCUCCGGCACUACCGACCCGUUUGAAUAUUAACUUAAAACCUCAUUCCAUGUCCACAACAAAUCAACAGCAGCGUCCUUCUGCUCCUGCUCAGCAACAACUUCAAACACUUCAGCAGUCUCCUUCUCAGUUAGCUCAAAUGUUGUCCCAACAGACACAAAAUCUGAAGGCAAGCUUUCAAUCAUCUCAGCAAGCAUUCUCCCAGCUGCAACAACAAUUGCAGCAAAUGCAACCAUCAAAUCAGGGUCUGGCAUUGCAUCAGACUUCCCAGUCCAGUAAGCAGCAGCAGACUCAGUGGAAUGGAAUAGUACCACAGACUGUUGCCAAUACCCCCACCACAACACCACCUGCAGAGGUGCCUUCAGCCACAUCUGUUGCUCCUGCUAUACCUGUAGCAAACCAGACUAUAACUCCCACGAAAUCUAUUUGGACAGAGCAUACCUCCCCGGAUGGAUACAAGUACUAUUAUAAUAGUGCAACUGGUGAAAGCAAGUGGGAAAAACCUGCCGAACUUACAUUGUUUGAGCAACAGCAGCACCACCAAAAGGCAUCAGUUCAGCAGCCUCAGACUCCUUCACUGCAUCAACAUCUACCCGUGCAGUUGCAACUUCCUCAAACACAACAGAUGCAUCCUCAAACACAUUUUCAACCACAGCCUUGGCCCAAUCUUCAGUCACAACAGCCAUCGUUCUCUUCAACGUACCAGGCUACUGGAAAUGUAGCCCAACACAAUGCUCAGGACUUUGGAUUUUCAAAAUUUACCCCAACAACUAGUUCAGUUAGUGAUCCUCGCUUCCAACAGGGGCUUCAGGCUGCUCAGGAUUGGAUGUCGAAAAACAAGCCAACAGGUGCUGGAAGUGGUUGAGCAGAGUUCGAGGUGGACAUAGAAAUUGAUGCUUGAAGAGGCUGUUGUAACCAAUCUUGAUAGCAAGGCAGCUUGAAGAUGCCGAAUGAGAACUUUUUGAGGGGAACAUUUCCUUCUGGCAUUGGUUUCUUUUGCAUGAGGUUUCAUUAUUUAUGGUCACUGGCUCGCAAAGUUAUACACUUGUGCCAUAGUAUUCGGCAAGAAUUUGCCCGAAUGAGUUGUAGGAUGUAAUUAUUGUGUAGCAUAGUAUUUGGUUAGCUGUAUAGACAAGGCGGGUUGGCAAUUCAUUGGAGGGGUGCAUGCCUUCCAAUUUUUCAGGACUGGAGAAUCGCCAGAUGCCUCGCCCCUUUUAACAAUAAGCUUUUCAUCUUAGCAAGUCGUCACCUAUUUAUACAUUUACGCGUAUCUCUGCC